ACCCGCCAAAAUGCUGCUGCGCAGGAGAUCAUUUGCAUUUCUACCUUGAACAUCCUUCGAUUCUUCUCGCAGAAGGGUUACAAACACCUCGGUUGGGCAUCGGAGAGGUGGAACCUGAUCCGAUCCUCAUACAUCUGGAGACUAUGGUGCACUAGCUGGCCAGUCAUAUAACCCUCUUGUGCGCCUGAAAAAAAUUUGUCAACAUCUCAUGGACACACAUUUCGGUCAUUACUGAUAUCCUGGCCGGAACAUGGUGUACGAUCCUGUGCGCGAUAGAGUGGUCCAGUCUCCCCUUGAGGCCUCAGGGUCUGAGCAAGAGUCCUGGAGGAAGUCGGCUACGCCAGUGGAUGACCGAUAUGGACGAGAAACUGAGCCCAGAUCCUAUCCACCUUCAUUCCAACAUGAACAUUCACCCCCAGGCACGUACCCAGUCUCUCGGUCAACCUCUGGAGGUCUGAGAGGUCUUUUGCAUGAUGAUGAUCGAGCUAUUCGACCAGGCAGCGGCAACGGACGUGUCUCGUCAGGUACAUUCGAGGACCAAGGCUCCUUUGGGCAUCAUCAAUCUCAAGCUGCGGGCUAUCAUGCAGUACCACCUUCUCAAGGACGCGCUUCCAUUCAUGGUCUAUUGAACUCGACACCCCUUGCUCCCCCCAUCUCACAUUCCAGCUCUGCAUCCUCUCAUCGCACGUCUUCGCCCUCAAACAAUUCGCCUGCGACAGGCACACGGCAUCGACAAGACAAUGCUUCAAUGGUCCCGGUGACACCGCUAUCUGCCAAUCCUCGAUUUCAGUCUCCGUAUGCCUCCGUCAGUCCUGCAUCGGCAUACAUCCCACUUCCACCAGAUACUCAGUUCGCGGUCCCAGAUCACCUCCCUGGACCCUCGCGUCGCAGUUUAACCAUGGACCCCUACGGACAUCGAAGCACUCCUCAUACCGUCAUGUAUCGAUCUCCUUCGACAUCCGAGUCACCUCGAGGCCUGCCCCAACCUCUUCCUUACUCAAGACCAACUUCCUCAUCCAGUCAGAGCUUCUCUCAUCCUUCUUCAUUGCAUGGGCAACACGACUCGCCUCAUCGCACAGCCCGGAUUCUCUCAGAGGAUUUCAAUCAGCCUCGAGGUCCUGGUCCCAAUCGAAGGGAAACGAUGCCAGCCAUCCCCGUCACUUCAUACUCGCCCUCGCGACCGGCCAUGAGUGAGCCGCCUCGGUCUCCUUCGCCGCUACGGACCGCGCCAUAUGAUCCGUACCGUUUCGGUGAACCGACGACGGUGUCACUUCAACCUAUCACAUCUGAAGAAGUCGCUCACUUGCGCCUUCUCGCCGUUGAGAACAAUCCACUGAGACGAAAGAAGCGCAAACCUCUACCUUCAUGGUCUGGCCCCUCACCGAGCUCACGGGUGCCAUCCGAGACCGACAUAUCAUACUUCCCACCUCAAAGCGGAGAGCUACGCCGAUCAACAUCGAGGCUGUCCAUCACUCCUGGGCCCGGAUAUCCACCUGCUAGUGAUGGUGCACCUACUCCUACCGAGCGGAAUGGUAAAUCUCAGAGCCUGAAACGAUCUGCCAGCGACAUGGCUCAAGAACACGAUACGUCGAGACGGAAAGUUAGUGACAGCCACUAUGUGGGAAACGCAGCACAGGUUGCGGAUCACUACAAUGCCAGACCAGAUGUGGGCGUCCAAAAUCGGGAACUGUCACCGAUCAUCGGCCUGAAAAAGUUUAACAACUGGAUCAAAUCCGUCCUGGUCGGUCUUUUCACCCAUCGUCCAAGGGGAGGGCCUGGCGCCAAGGUCCUAGAUAUUGGCUGCGGAAAAGGCGGAGAUCUCCAGAAAUGGAAACAGGCGAGAAUCCAACUAUAUGUUGGGAUGGACAUUGCGGCGACAUCUAUCGACCAAGCUCGGGAUCGCUUCAAUCGACUCAACAGGCCUGGCUUUGACGCAUUCUUCUUCGCCCACGAUUGCUAUUCGCAAUCCAUCAAAGAUGCUCUGCCUGGUUACCUGGCCAAUAAGGACAUGUACGACAAUGUGUCAAUGCAAUUCUGCAUGCACUAUGCCUUCGAGUCGGCUUCAAAGGCGAGAAUGAUGAUUGAGAACGUGUCAAGAUAUCUCAGACCAGGAGGGAAAUUUAUUGGCACUGUGCCGGACUCUGAGCUCUUACUGGAUCGUCUCAAGGCUAUACCCGAGGAUGAAGAUUUGAGAUUCGGAAACGGAUGCUAUUCUGUUCAAUUCGAGGAACGGAGACACAAGGGACUCUAUGGCCACGCAUAUCACUUUUACCUCGAAGAUGCGGUAGACGAUGUCCCAGAGUACAUUGUGGACUGGGAGAAUUUCGUUUCUCUGGCGAGCGAGUAUCGACUAAAGCUCAUAUACAAAAAGAGCUUCCACGAGAUCCUCCAAGAAGAGAAGGAUUCGCGAGAUUUUGGGCCUCUUUUGGGCAAAAUGGGCGUCAUCAACCCCGAAGACGGCUCGAGUCAGAUGGAUGGUGACCAAUGGGAGGCAGCGAACCUGUAUAUGGCAUUUGCAUUCGAAAAGUCAUAGAAAGUGAGAGAGCUAAGGUGGACGGUAGCAUGUCGUAUAAUGGCGGGAAUAAAAUCCAGUUGUACACAUGAAGAGGAGAUGCAUCUUGGAACAAAGCGCG
This is a messenger RNA of Kockovaella imperatae, 2633 nucleotides long. Its product is annotated as mRNA capping enzyme-domain-containing protein. Gene Ontology annotation, cellular component: nucleus. The transcript has 7 exons. Gene Ontology annotation, molecular function: mRNA 5'-cap (guanine-N7-)-methyltransferase activity. The coding region runs from base 251 to 2533 and encodes 760 amino acids. NCBI's taxonomy places the organism in Eukaryota, Fungi, Basidiomycota, Tremellomycetes, Tremellales, Cuniculitremaceae. The record is from RefSeq and is a predicted model, not a curated record. Gene Ontology annotation, biological process: 7-methylguanosine mRNA capping.